AUGCUGGAAAGAUAUUUGGUAAAUCAUUUAAGGAACUCUUUGCCACAACCAAGUCUUGUCAAGCUUAAAUAUAUUAGCCAGAAAACACAAAGCCAAAGCUUAACAAAACAAGGUAAUAGAUUACCAACUUUUAUAAUCACUGGAUUAUCAAAUUCCGGGAAAACUGCAUUAUUUACAAAAUUAACUACUGGGAAAGUUUCUCCUACAGUUACAUCACAAGAACCUAAUGUUACAACCAAGUUCCCAUUACCAAGUACAGGACAAACAAAGACAAAUUUCAAAUUGAUUGAUUUCCCAGGUCAUAAUAAAUUGCACAAUUUAACAAUCAAUGAAAUUAAAACAUCUACAAACAUAUUUGGUUUGAUUUUUUUAAUUGAUUCAAGUAUAGAUCCUAAGAAAAUUUCAGAAAGUGCUAAAUUUCUAUAUGAGAUAUUAUCCACAACGGAAAGAAGACCAGGUGGUGUGGAUAUCCUGAUUGGAUGUAAUAAAUCCGAUUUGUUUAGUGCUAGACAAUCACAAAAAAUUAAAGAAUUGUUGGAAUUGGAGAUUGAUUCAUAUAGGAAAUUAAACGCUCAUAAUAUUUCAAAAGUUGAUAAUGAUGAAGUUGAUGAGGAAUUUAGUGAUUUGGGUCAAUCUAUCAACUCUAAUUUCAGAUUUGAUCUAUUGGAAGGUAAUUUUGAUGUUGUUAGUGGGAGUGUUUUGAAAGAUAAGAUUGAAAAAUGGGAAUGUUGGAUUGAUGAAAGAGCUGUUAAUUAUUAA
This is a messenger RNA of Hansenula anomala, 759 nucleotides long. It is a transcript of the gene SRP102, whose product is annotated as Signal recognition particle receptor subunit beta. The record is from RefSeq and is a predicted model, not a curated record. Gene Ontology annotation, biological process: Golgi to plasma membrane protein transport; protein localization to organelle; intracellular protein transport. The coding region runs from base 1 to 759 and encodes 252 amino acids. The transcript has 3 exons. NCBI's taxonomy places the organism in Eukaryota, Fungi, Ascomycota, Saccharomycetes, Phaffomycetales, Wickerhamomycetaceae. Gene Ontology annotation, cellular component: Golgi apparatus. Gene Ontology annotation, molecular function: GTP binding.